This is a messenger RNA of Physella acuta, 1450 nucleotides long. RefSeq names its product bifunctional polynucleotide phosphatase/kinase. NCBI's taxonomy places the organism in Eukaryota, Metazoa, Mollusca, Gastropoda, Physidae. Gene Ontology annotation, biological process: DNA repair. Gene Ontology annotation, molecular function: polynucleotide 3'-phosphatase activity; double-stranded DNA binding; ATP-dependent polydeoxyribonucleotide 5'-hydroxyl-kinase activity. The record is from RefSeq and is a predicted model, not a curated record. Gene Ontology annotation, cellular component: nucleus.
UUGGACUUGCCAGGGCCAUUCCAUGUCUAUUUCUAGCUUUUUGAAGUACUGAAAUUUAGUAUAUAAACCGUUUCGUGCUAGAGUAGCGGAAAAGAUUAAGAAGGAUUCACAGCAACAUGUCGUCCCGACCUAAAAGAAAGGCUGUAACUGAUUCUGAAGUUAAAGCUAAAAAGUUACGCGGUGAAACAGAUCUUUGUGAUGGGCUGCACUGGUCGAAUGUGGGUACGGAUAGUAAAGGGGUGUGCCCUUUAUUAAUAACGUUGACUUCGGAUAGCCUAGAAGGAAGAUCAAAAGUAGCAAGUUUUGAUAUAGAUUUUACAAUAAUAAAAACAGCAAGCGGACGCAAAUUUGCCACAGGUCCUAAAGACUGGACUUUCUGGGAUCCUUCUGUGACAGAAAAAUUAAAAGCCCUUGACAAAGAUGGGCAUCGGAUCGUUUUUUUCACCAACCAAGGAGGGAUAGAAAAACUGAAGGUUACACCGGAAGGCUUCAAAGACAAAAUAGAAGAUAUCCUCAAACAACUGGGAAUCCCCGUUCUAGUAUUUGCAAGUACCGGAAACAACCAGUACAGAAAGCCAAGUACGUCUAUGUGGGAUUAUUUUGAAGAAAAAUGUAACAAGGGCGUAAAGGUCAAGAAGAACCAGAGCAUAUAUGUAGGAGAUGCUGCUGGCAGAAAGAAAGGCUGGGCCAAAGACAAGCCCAAAGAUUUUUCUUGUAGUGACAGAAUGUUUGCUGCCAACAUUGGCAUUAAAUUUGCAACACCCGAAGAAUUUUUCUUAGGAGAAAAGCAUGUUCCAUUUCAAUGGGGAUCCCUGGAUCCAAAUAAGUUUCUGUCAUCCAACCCACCAGCUGUACAUGACAAGACCACAUAUGCGAGUAAAAAGCAAGAAUUGAUUGUGAUGGUAGGGCAGCCAGCAUCUGGUAAAAGCACAUUUUCAAAACGUUAUUUAGUGCCUCAUGGCUACACCACAGUAAACAGAGACACCCUAGGCACAAUGGAAAAAUGUGUCAAGAUGGCAAAAGAAGCUUUGGAAAAAGGAAAGAGCGUUGUCUCUGAUAAUACAAACCCUUCAGUAGAUGGUAGAGCCAAGUUUAUCAAUCUGGCUAAGGAAAAGGGAGUUCCCUGUCGUUGUCUCUGGCUACAGACUCCAAAUGAACUCUCUCACCACCUCAACCUUUAUCGCCAAACUUUAACGAAUGGCCAAGUCAGAAGAAUCCCUGAUGUAGGCUACAAUGUAUUUAAAAAGAACUUUGAGGAGCCCACAACCUCUGAAGGUUUCUCUGAAGUUAUCAAAGUCCAGUUUCAGCCAGAGUUUGACUCUAAGACUGAUGAACAGUUAUUUAGAAAAUGGACUGUAUAGUGUUUUAUAUUGUAUACUUAGACCAUGUUAGAAAUUACUGUACAUUUUUGUAGUCAUUUUAUUUAUAAUAAAAAAAUUUUUUAAACUUG